This is a messenger RNA of Cutaneotrichosporon cavernicola, 771 nucleotides long. RefSeq lists its product as uncharacterized. Gene Ontology annotation, molecular function: hydrolase activity. Lineage: Eukaryota; Fungi; Basidiomycota; Tremellomycetes; Trichosporonales; Trichosporonaceae. The record is from RefSeq and is a predicted model, not a curated record. The transcript is spliced from 8 exons. Bases 1 to 771 code for a protein of 256 amino acids.
AUGGCCUCCGACACUGUCUGUUGCCCGCCUCAGGCACCGCGCCCCAAAGUCGCACAUCCCGUCUCCCAGAAGUCGGGGUACGAGGCCGCUGGGACGUACGAGAAGGUCGGCGACUUUGACAAGGUCUAUGUUACUGGGCCCGAGAAGGCCGACCAUGCGGUCGUCGUCAUUUACGACAUCUUUGGGUUUUGGGAGACGUCGCUGCGUGGCUGGGACCUCCUCGCAAACCACCUCACCCUCACCAUCCCGCACAAGCUCUACGCCCCAGACGUAUUCCGGGGCAAGCCGUUCCCGCCAGAGAGGGAUGGCGACAAGGAGCUGCUGAAGAAGUUCUUCGAGACGACCGCCAAGAUCUCGGACCGCCUGCCCGAGGUAAUCAAGUUCGCGCAGCAUCUCAAGAAGGACUACAAGACAGUCUCAAUCCUAGGCUAUUGCUGGGGCGGCAAGAUCUGCCUGCUCUCGCUCGCCACGGACACGUUCCAUUCCGGCGCGACGUGCCACCCCGCUAUGAUCACCGACGAGGACGGCGACAACCUAGCACGUCCCCUCGGGUUCUACCCGUCCAAGGACGAGCCUACGGAACCCGUCAACUAUAUCGCAGCUAAGAUGAAGGAGAAGCCGUUCGCCAAGGAGUGCGACUACGUAUUGUAUGACACUGUCCACCACGGAUGGGUCGGCGCCCGUGCCGACCUCAGCGACCCCGAGAACCGCAAGCAGUUCGAUGCUGUGUACCAACGCCUCGCGGACUACUUUGCGCGCGUGAACGCGUGA